Messenger RNA from Leptopilina boulardi, 1516 nucleotides. RefSeq names its product transmembrane protein 41B (gene stas). Bases 138 to 926 code for a protein of 262 amino acids. The transcript has 4 exons. The record is from RefSeq and is a predicted model, not a curated record. Lineage: Eukaryota; Metazoa; Arthropoda; Insecta; Hymenoptera; Figitidae. Gene Ontology annotation, cellular component: endoplasmic reticulum membrane.
CAUUUUUAGUUGGUUUUUAGUCACAGUCACACCUCGGUGGCUGUCUGAUUGUAUGUUGAACUCUCUUUUUAUAUACAUUAAUCAGAGGACUUUUUUUUUUUAUCUAAAAAUAGUUUAUUUUUUCUUUAUCCUUCGAGAUGAGUGUAAAAACUGUACAACAAAAUUCAGUGCCAUUAAAAGAAGAAAAUGAAGUUUCUACAAGAAGAGCCAUUUUAACAGUUGGCUUUAUUUUUCUAGUUUCGUUAACAUCGUUAUUUUACGUGUACAUGAGCUUUCCAGAUUUAGAAGAGGAAGAAAAGAAACAUAUAAAACUGCCUUUCCACAUAGAAGAUGCCAAAAAUCUCGGAGGUGUUCUUGAACGUUACAAGGAUUUGUAUUACAUUCAGGUCCUAGCUGGAGUAUUCAUCACUUACAUAUUUCUACAAACAUUUGCAAUUCCAGGAUCAAUAUUCCUUUCAAUUUUAUCAGGAUUUCUCUUUCCCUUUCCAGUUGCAUUAUUUCUUGUAUGCUGUUGCAGCGCAUUAGGAGCAACUCUAUGCUAUCUACUUUCAUCUUUAUUGGGGCGAAAAAUACUUUACAAAUAUUUUCCUGAUAAAGCAAGAGAAUGGUCAAUGAUGGUGACAAAACAUCAUGAUAAUCUUUUAAAUUAUAUGUUAUUCCUAAGAAUGACACCAUUAUUACCAAAUUGGUUUAUAAAUCUUGCGAGUCCCGUUAUUGGUGUUCCAAUUAUACCAUUUUUAAUUGGAACAUUUUUUGGUGUUGCACCACCAUCAUUUGUUGCAAUUCAAGCUGGACAAACAUUACAUAAAUUAACAUCGUCAAGUGAUGCAUGGUCAUGGACAAGUUUUAUUAUUCUCUGUAUUUUUGCGCUUCUUUCAUUGGUACCUGUUAUUUUUAAGCAAAAAUUUAAACAAAAAUUCGAGUAAUUUAUUUUUCUUGUGGGAUACCUUUUAAUACAUUCCAAAAAUUUUUAUUUCAUCGCUAAAUUUAAAGUAAAAAAGUAUAUGUGUGUGUGUGUGUGUUAAAAGAAAAUAUGGUUUUUAUCGCACAUAAAGGAAAUUUGUUUUUGAAAAAAAAAGAAACGAAUUUCCUCUCACAUUCCUAGUUUAUUAGAUAAUUUUUCUUUUGCCACUUUUUUCGGAGAAAAAGUUUUUGGCAAAUUUUUAUUGUUUCUUGAUUAGUAAGAAACUAUUUAUUUAUAAAUCUAUUUUUAUUUAUUCAAUUUUUUGUACUUUCACUUGAAAUUGAAUUUGUAUUUAAUAAGAAAUUUUUCAAAUUAAACGACGAUUUUUGAGAAAUUGUAAUUUUUGCAGAAAAUUUUAAAGAAAAAAAAUUAGAAUACUAAUAACAAAAGUGGAUAAAUUAUUAAAUUUGGGCGAAAAAAAAAAAUUUUGCAUAAUGCAACUAGUCGAAAUUUCUUUUCUACGCAAAAGUAUUUUAUCUCUGUGUAUAUAAAUAUAUAUAAAAAAAAAUGACGUGUACAUAAGUACUAGCGAAAUAAAUUAAUAGUAUUUAA